ACUUACAGCUUCAUCUUCCAUCCAACCGUACUGUACCAGAAACCUGGAUAGAUAAACAGUCAGGGCAAACGAACAAAUCGGAACAGGUCUUCAAUAUAUUGUCAGGACUCGGACAUUUCCACAAACUUUAUAACCCUACAAUACGCACCGGAAUGAAAAAAAGGCUUGUUGUUUUGAGGAAACGUCUCAACUUUCAUUAUGAUAUUUUAUUUAAAAAAGGGGGCUGGGGGGGGCCACUCCUGCAUAAUUACGUGCUGGACAAUACAAGUAUUAGCUCAAGGAAAUAUUUCGAAUAAAAGUUUAACGACGAUUACGACGACGACGAUGAAAGCGUUACGAAAAAAAAAAGGCAGUCGCGGAUGGAUGGUACAAGUAGUACGUAUCGUAUGGAAAUUCAGGUUUUCGGAUUUAUCAAUUGUGGGGGGGUAAUAAGUCGGUAAUGGACUUUUCCCUCUUGUUUUUUCUUCUCCUUCUUUUCUCCACUAUUGUUUCAGAUAAUACCUAGGUGAGCGGUUGUCAGCCGGCAGACUUGAUUGGGUAUUCUAGUAUCAUAGGUGCCCGUGUCACUACGAAUGGAUGGAUGGAAAGAACGAGUGAUGUUUUGUGAAGGGAAGGAGUUGGUGUAAUGAUGAGGAUUACAGUGCCCGGGGUUUUGAAUUGUGUGGGGUUUUCAACGAUGGUUGGUGUUUUUUUUUCCCUCCAUGCCUUUCCUCGCUCUACGCUCACUUCCGCCCUCCGAGGAUUCAGUAUAGUAUAGAAUUUGGAAAGGGGGGAAUGCAUCAUUGCCCAUCACUCCCCUUCGCUCCCGCCGCUUGCCCGACCAUAAGAGAGCGUGCGCUACAGUGUAGUGUUCAUUUAUUCGUUCGCCAGCCAACCCGACCGACACUACCACCUAACGCAUCGCAACACCGUUCCACGUAUCGCGGAAAAUGCACACACACCCCGCAUCGCCCGUUUUUCCAAACGGGACGGAAUAUCAUAAAGGUGGACGAAAAGGGUAAAAAAAAGGGAGGGGGGCAGGAAACAACUGAUGCGAAAUAAAAAGAAAGCCGUACCCAACUCGAUGACUAGGGGAAAAAGGGAAAAAAACAGAAAAGUAAAUACCAAGGAAGCAGGAAAUAGGCUAGGGGAAGGUAACAGAGUAUAAUAUAAUUGGAAAGAAACGAACGAUAAAAUUCAACGUCAGGAACGUGAACAUCUUUUUUUUUUGGAAAGCAGAAAAACGGGAGAAAGGUUCAGAGAGCUUACUGGGAGAGGAUACACGAACCUGCAAACUUUAUGGUAGGAGAGAGGAAAGAAAUAGGAAAGAAGAUAAAAUGAAAAGAAAAAAAACAACAGCCAAUUACUAGCCCGUCCAGUCACCACUACCGUCCCCUCCCUUCCUCUCGGAAAUCCAACUCCCCAACUGAACUUUGCUGCUGAC
Molecule: messenger RNA, 1423 nt
Organism: Tuber aestivum (summer truffle)
Lineage: Eukaryota; Fungi; Ascomycota; Pezizomycetes; Pezizales; Tuberaceae
Source: the annotation of a GenBank genome assembly